AUGAACUACAGAGGACUAGUAAUCGCGUGCUUCUAUGGCGGAAUGUCAGUGGCGAGCGUGUUUAUCAACAAAGCCAUUUUCCACGUCUAUCAUUUCAACCAUCCGUACACGCUGGUUCUGGGUCAAACAUGCUUCACGCUCGUCCUCCUACUGCUCAUGCGACGGUUCCGAGUCAUCAGAUUGGCACCAUUUCAGUUCUACGUCUUCCAACGGGUCUUCCUUCUGUCCUUCGCCUUCCUUCUGAAGCUCCUUCUAGACAUGUCCGCCCUCUCUAGAGUCAACAUCCCCAUGUACGGGGUCCUCAAAUCCUCGACCACUCCCUUCGUCCUCCUACUAGACUACUUCCUCCGCUCCAAAAAGGCUUCCGUGCGGAUCCAGCUAGCCGUAUACCUCACCACAGCAGGAGGGUUCAUCGCAGGGCUAGGAGACCUUACCUUCGACCUGCCAGGCUACAUUCUGGCGCUUUCAUCCGCGUUAGCAACAGCCGCGUAUGUCGUUAUAGUGGGGAAGCUCGGGGAGGAGCUACAGCUGGACUCGUUCACGCUGUUGCUGUACAACAAUUUUUGGUCGCUGCCGUUUUCGAUCCUGCUGGUGGUGUGGAACGGCGAGAUGGUGGCUGUGAGACAGGUGCUGCACCCACAGAGCGCCAUGUUCCUGUUCUACUUUGUGCUCUCCUGCGCGUCUGCGUUCAUCCUCAACCUCGCCACGUACCUCUGCACGCUCGUCAACGACUCGCUCACUACCAGCAUUGUCGGCCGAACCAAGUCCAUCCUGCAAGGUCUGGGUGGGCUCUUCGCGUUCGGCGAUGUGCUGCUGAAUCCCACGAACUUGCUGGGUCUGCUGGUGAACUCGUGUGGAAUCGGGUGGUACGCGUAUGAGAAGUAUCUGGAGGCGAAGCGGAAAGCCUUGUACCUGGGGUCGCCAGCUCGGCUCAAAGGCAGCCGCCCCACCACUGACACCAUGACCAUCACCAGAGACGGCUCCCAGGUAUCUCUAAUCUACACUGGCAAGGAGGCAGAUGGCCAAGACUCACGAAAUGGCCUAGUCUGA
This is a messenger RNA of Closterium sp. NIES-65, 1050 nucleotides long. The record is from the annotation of a GenBank genome assembly. NCBI's taxonomy places the organism in Eukaryota, Viridiplantae, Streptophyta, Zygnematophyceae, Desmidiales, Closteriaceae.